GUUUGCACCAAGCUGUAACGUUCAGGGUCAACCGACAUUUGAGAUACAGGUCGCUAACAGUUCAGAAACGAGUAGCUGUUCCUCAAAGCAGAAAUGAGUUCACUAAUUCGACAGAACUUCCACCAGGACUGCGAGGCUGCAGUGAACAGACAGAUCAACCUGGAGCUGUAUGCCUCCUACGUUUAUCUGUCCAUGGCCUACUAUUUCGACAGGGAUGAUAAAUGCCUGCCAAAUUUUGCCAAGUUCUUUAGCGCACAGUCUAAAGAGGAGCGUGAGCAUGCAGAGAAGCUGAUGAGUCUGCAGAACAAACGUGGAGGCAGGAUCUUUCUCCAGGACGUCAAGAAACCUGAUAGAGAUGAGUGGGGGAGCAGCCUGGAGGCUCUGGAGUGUGCGUUACAGCUGGAGAAAAGUGUAAACCAAUCCCUGCUGGAGCUGCAGAAACUGGCAGCUGACCACAACGAUCCUCACAUGUGUGACUUCAUCGACACACAUUUCCUGGACGAGCAGGUGAAAUCCAUCAAACAGCUGGCAGACUGGAUCUCAAACCUGCGCCGUCUGGGAGCGCCUCAGAACGGCAUGGCUGAGUACCUGUUCGACAAACACACCAUGGGCCAGGAGGGCAGUUAGAGCUGCAGCUGAUCGGCCACUUCUGCAACACCUAAUGCGUAUAAAUAAUGUUGUUUUAUCUCCUAAGAUUUCUGAGCAUUUUUUUUUUAUUCUAAGCUUUUAGAGAGCUAUUAUGUUUUUAUAUUUAUUUUACUGGUGCUGUCAGUGUUUAGGUGUGUUGCUCUUUCAGGAUCAGUUUUAUUGAGACUGGGCUGUGCCACGGUAACACAGUUUUAUAAUUUGGCUUUAUUUUACAAGGGAAACAUCAUCCGUUAUCUUUUACCCGCUUCUUCCUAUUUGGGUCAUGGGGGUCACUGGUG
Nematolebias whitei (Rio pearlfish) is the source of this 926-nucleotide messenger RNA. RefSeq names its product ferritin, heavy polypeptide 1b (gene fth1b). The transcript has 5 exons. NCBI's taxonomy places the organism in Eukaryota, Metazoa, Chordata, Actinopteri, Cyprinodontiformes, Rivulidae. Bases 94 to 627 code for a protein of 177 amino acids. Gene Ontology annotation, biological process: iron ion transport; intracellular iron ion homeostasis. Gene Ontology annotation, cellular component: cytoplasm. Gene Ontology annotation, molecular function: ferrous iron binding; ferric iron binding. The record is from RefSeq and is a predicted model, not a curated record.